CUGACUUGCUCAUGGGGCCCCGCUGCGUCGGGUUGCGCCUUAGGUUUUCUUCAGGGGUCGAAUGUGCGACUUCUCCGAUAGGUGUAGACCUGUGGCCGAUUGUGCGGUCUUAUGCGCCCCCAGUAUGUGACUUGUUUAAAAAACUUAUGCUAGAUUUAUCUAAUUGUUUGAAAGGGAGGCAGCCUCUAGUCCUAACUC
Amoebophrya sp. A25 is the source of this 198-nucleotide messenger RNA. NCBI's taxonomy places the organism in Eukaryota, Dinophyceae, Syndiniales, Amoebophryaceae. The record is from the annotation of a GenBank genome assembly.